AUGGCUCGUAAAGGACAAGUCUCUAUUCAGGAAUCAGUGGAAAACGACGAAGAGUUCGAGAAUUUCAUCCGGGCACAUUACGAUCAGCUCAUUUGCAUGGAAGUAUACUCUGAGUUCUGUGGGUUCUGUCUGGCCACGGGCAACGCUAUUAGGAAGGGGAAACUGGAAAUCGGACAAGAUCGAAUCGCGAUGGUCAAAGCCUUAGCCGAUAACAUCACUGCUUUAUCAAGAUUUAAAGAUAAAAGUGAACCCGUAUUUCUAUUCAUAUUUAAAGGUAAAUUAACAAGAGCAAUGUUUGGCGCCAACGGAAUAGAGCUGUGCCGUAUCAUAGAGGAAGAGAUGGGGCUCAUGCAGCGGGAAAUAGACACGGGAAUCGUGAGGAAGAAGCAAGAGAUCACGGAAUUAUUACCCGAGGAAUCUGCAAAGAUCCAAGAGGAUCUGAGAUUGGAAGAAGAGUACAAAGAGGCCACAGAAAGACUACGUGUCUUAACUCUAGCGGCACGCAAGAAGCGUGUUGCGGAACGCAUGGCGAGGCAUGUGAAGAGGUUCAAUUUCAUCCUAUUUUGGCCGCACUGCCAUCAAGCACAUUAUGAUCUAUACGAAAAAUGGGAUAUGAUAAAUAUUCAGGUUGCAGCUAAAGAGACGUUUAAAUUGACCGAAGCAGGCGUUAAGGAAGCCUUGUACAUGAGUGACGUGGACCCGAACGAGGCGUGUCUCCACGCGCUCAUGAACGGGGAGGCUAUGGUGGUGCUCUUCAAGAUGUUCGAUACGGACAACAGGGAUUUUGUUAAACUUUUGCGUUACGCUCUAUACGAAGAGAUUCCUGAGCCGAAGGAGGACGUACCUCCGGAGAAACAAAUUCCACCAAUACCAGCCUUCGAAAGAUACGCGACCAUCAGUAAAACAGCGCGAGAAGUGCGUCGGGACAGAUACGAAGCUAAGAUGCAGAAAUUGCGUGAAGAAAAAGCAGACAGGGAUAGAUUGGCAGCAGAACAGGCUCGCUUAGCAAAAGAGGCAGAAGAGGAGAGACAGAGGAUCGAGAAGCAACGACAGGACGAAGAGAGAAUGGCAAGAAUACAAGCUGGGUUGCCAGCUGAUCCUGAGCCGGAAGAAGGCGAGGAAACAGAAGGAGAAGAGAAAGCAGAAACUGUAACUACUGAAGAAGUUCAGCCCGAAGAGAAAGUCGAAGAAGAGGAAGAAUUCCAUUCUGAUGUAUCCUUUGAAGGAGAGGAGUACAUACCUCCGGGAGGCAUGCUGGUGCCAGGGCUGUAUGCGCCACCUAACGAGAUGGCGAAAGCAAAUGGAAUAGCGUACUUCUACCCCAAGGUCGUUCAAGAAGUGACGGAAAUUGAAUCCGAACAUCUUCCCCCGCACGUACUGGUCAUGUUCAGCGUGGACAAGAGACAAGACGUGCAGGACGUCAUGAAUCAGUACGCGGACGAGAUACUCGCUACGGGCGUCUUCGUCGGCGAUGAUCCAUUCACGGCAGAGCACAUCGCAUAUACAAUCAAACAAUACGACAAAAUGGAGCGACUCAGGAGACAUAAAGAUAGACUGGCACUGAUGGUCUCGCGCAAACGCAGUCUCCCGCUGCUCCAGCUUGCGGGUUUGAAUCCGUGCUACAUCAGCGCUGACGCCGAGUCUGGUGAAAGGGACUGUCUCGCUCUCUUCCCGGUUGGAUACGGAGAUGACUACGUGGAAGUCCAGAGUAUCAAAGAAGAGUCGGUUGCGGAGGCUGAACUGGAACUACAACCAACCGAAGCGGAGGUCGAAGUCGUAGAACAGCAAAAAGAAGCAGAUGAAGACGCUGAUGAUGAAGACGAUUGAAUAACGCUAUCUUAAGUUCGCUUUAAUAACCUAAA
Bombyx mandarina (wild silkworm) is the source of this 1862-nucleotide messenger RNA. RefSeq lists its product as uncharacterized. The record is from RefSeq and is a predicted model, not a curated record. Lineage: Eukaryota; Metazoa; Arthropoda; Insecta; Lepidoptera; Bombycidae.